Haliotis rufescens (red abalone) is the source of this 2511-nucleotide messenger RNA. Its product is annotated as putative ankyrin repeat protein RF_0381. The transcript has 17 exons. The record is from RefSeq and is a predicted model, not a curated record. Bases 233 to 2137 code for a protein of 634 amino acids. Gene Ontology annotation, molecular function: protein binding. NCBI's taxonomy places the organism in Eukaryota, Metazoa, Mollusca, Gastropoda, Lepetellida, Haliotidae.
GUUUAACUGUUAUCGGUAAAUUCAACGUCACACUAUAGUGUCACUGAUACAUACACAUGUGCAUGGCCAUUGAUACCCACGAUCCGGUGAACCCGGACCUGUUACAUGUACGUGAUAGUCACACAUGUGUCUUUGCCAGUGACUUGUAACUCUCGAGGCCAGAAAGUUUUAUUGAAGUGUGAGCACAAGGUUUCCUGAAACUCCAUCCAUCCCCAGAAGCGACAACACCGCCAUGUCUGAGGACAGGUCUCAUCCUGAUGUCAGCCACGACUCUCCAGCUUGUGUUGAUCCUGAUUCUGGUCAGGGAGCUGAAGGGGAGAAGACAUCAGAGGUCAAAAUGCCAAGGGAUGGUGUAGCAAAACGUGAACGCAAAUUAACAGAUGGCGCCGAAGAUGAACAAACUGUGGAAAUGAAGCUGAAGCAUUUGGAACAUGACUUCGUGAGAACCAGCAACGCCAUAACAGAUGAUAUCGUGAAAUAUCGAGGAUUAGAGUUAGAGGUAGAAGACUUGACGGUUGAACAAAAAAAGCGAGCGGAAAACCCUGACAAACCUCCACACGAAGACAUGCCGGAUUUACUGGAGAAGAUCCGGGUCCUGAAAGAUGAAUUGAAGGAACACAAAGCCGACCUGGAAAGACUUCGCACUGAAGACGUAGACGAGUUGCAGAAAGAGAUACAAAACCUGAAGGAUGAACUGGAAGCGCAGACACAGGAAACUCAAGAUACAGAAGAAUACAAGGCCGAGGCAAACCAAAAGAUCCAGACGAUGAAAGGGCGUUUCGAACAGCUGAACAAGGAUGCUGAUCUUGAACGGGAGAAACGCAAUGCUGUUCACAAGAAGAUAACAGAUUUACAAAGUAAACUUGGAUUACGAGAAAAGCAAAAACCAGUUGAUGGCUUCUGUGAUGAGAGGAUCAUCCCUGACAAACCCGGCGAAACAGAAGGUUCUGAGACCGACAUCCAUACCGCAUGUAAAGAAGGGGACCUAGAUCGUGUAAAGCAGUUGAUAUGUGGCCCUGAAGACAAAGACAGUCUGAGCAAGGAUGGAAAGUCCUUGUUAAUGACUGCAGUUGAGUACGGACAUAGAGAUGAGUUUGACUUUCUUGUUAGCAAAGGAUUCGAUGUGUAUCAGGCUGACAAGUCUGGUAACAACAUCUUACAUGUUGCCUGCAUUGGUGGGGACGUGGACCUUGUGUCUUACAUCAUAUCACUGGAGAUCAUUGACAUAAAUAGUCGUGGGCAGUUCGGGAGGACUCCUUUGAUGGCUGCAGCAGAAAAGGGACAUAAAAUAGUCUGGGACGUCCUUGUGAGUCAUGGAGCGGAAACCUCGCUGGUCGAUAACGACGGUGACAACGUCCUUCACGCAGCCUGCCUUGGAGGUCAUGUGCAGAUGGUGGAGUACCUCGUGGCCCAGAACAUCGUUGACAUCAAUAGUAGAGGAGACAAUGGUAGAACCCCCCUUAUGUCAGCAGCAGGGAUGGGCCAUCGAGGUGUGUUUUACUACCUUCUCAGCAAAGGAGCAGAUGUGUCACUUCUAUGUCAGAGCAAGAACAAUAUACUUCACGUGGCCUGUUUUGGGGGUGACAAGGCCAUGGUGCAAAACAUUCUCUCAAAUAACUUUGUUGACAUCAACAGUAAAGGAGAAUACGGCAGGACACCAUUGCUGGCCGCAGCUGGAAAGGGACACAGAGGCGUUCUGGACCUUAUUCUGCAAAGAGGAUGCCAUGCGACAUUAGCGGAUUACAACGGCCAUAACAUCCUUCACGUUGCCUGUCUUGGGGGUGACGUGGAGAUGGUGAAGCAUGUGCUGUCAAAGAAUAUCGUUGACAGCAACAGCCGGGAUAGUUGCGGCCGGUCUCCAGUCAUGCUAGCAGCAGUGAGCGGACACAGAGACGUGGUUGGUGUUCUGCUGGAACAAGGAGGUGAUAUAUCGCUGGUAGACGACAGCGGUAACAACAUCCUGCACUCUGCCUGUUUGAGUAACGACGUGGACAUGGUGACGUAUCUCCUCUCUCUGCAGAAAGUUGACAUCAACGCCAGGAAUGCUAGUGGGUCGACGCCAGCAAUGCUAGCAAAGGAAAAGGGGUAUAUGUCUCUGUUUGAUUCCCUUGUGUCCAAGGAACACUCAUCAGAGUAGCUAUGUUGACGAAGAUUGUUUGUGUAAGAGUUCCUGAUUAGCUGAAUCUGAACCUGAAUCUACGUAACAAACACACAUACAUCUACCAUUGUGCUAAUUAAUUUUGAAUUGCUUGCGUCUAAACUCAUUUAAAAAAAAAUCAUAACCCAAUCACAACACUUUGCCUAAUUACAAAACAUGGCCUUUUCACCGUGAGUGCCUGUAUUUAAAUAAUAAUGAGCAAAAUCACAGAUUUGUGAAAUAUUCGAUGCAAGUUGGUUGGUUGGUUAGUGUGUUGUUUUACGCCGCACUCAGCAAUAUUCCUGCUAUAUGACGAUGGUCUGUAAAUAUUCGAGUCUGGACCAGACAAUCGAGUGAUUAAUAUCAUGAGCAUC